CCGCUUUUCCGCUGACCCUGUAUUUGUGUCCUUUCAGUUAUCCGUCCUCCCGGUCUGCCGGUCCCCGCCUGGAUGUCCCUGCCAUUCCCCACUGUCUCCAUAGCUGCGUCCUUGGCAAUAAACUAGUUUCCCCUGUACCUCCUGGUCUCUGCAUUUGGGUCCGCCACCACAUACCGUAACAAACUCUGUGUGAAGCGUGAGAUGACUAAUGUCACGUUUGGUUUGUUGACAGGUAACUGUCUUUAUUCCUCACUCCUGUGUAUGAUAACGUUGCAGAGAAGCUCAUCAGAAUGAUGUAUGUUCCUGGUAAAAUGAUUAUCCUCUCAUCAGCUUUCUGUAAGAGCAAGUUGGGCGCUUGGAGUCAAAUGAGUAUUAUGUACUGAAAUGACCCUGCCGUGCAGGUGUAAGACAGAGGAAGAGACCGGUGUAAGACAUACACAGAGAGAGGGAGAGAGAGAGAGAGAGAGACAGAGAGAGAGAGAGUGUCUGAUAGAGUGAGAGAGCCUGAGCGGUUGUUUGCAGCCAAAGGAAAGAUUUUUGAAGAAACGAGAGAGACGGUGCCCGUGGAAAGAACGUGGAGGCUGGAGGUCGUGUUUUGUGCACAGAGCCAGGGGGUCGCAGAACACCGGCACAGGAUGAGAGAGAGCAGCAGAGAGCAGGGACAUUUCCCCAACUGCAUCAAGAUGUUAGGCUUUCACAAUGAGUCAUCCCUUUACCAAAUAUCCCCUGAUACACUUCUGCUCCCCUGUUCAGUCUCCCACUCGGAGGGUCUCAGGCUACAUCUCUUCUCACACUCUCGUCCACGAUGAAGCCAGACUGUUAUUUUGUUUUUACUUUCCUGUUCAGUCUCUCCUUCCUUUCUCCCGUCUGUCCCAUAAACUGCAAUAAAACACAAUAUGCCUGGCCAAUGGACGGACCCCAGCUGUGCUGUGACAAGUGCCCUCCAGGGAAACAUAUGGUGCGGCGUCCAGAUCGCACUUGUGGAAUUGAGUGUCAGUCCUGCACUGGUCGCCGGUACACGGAUGCUCCCAACGAGGAGCUGGGCUGCGAAUUUUGCGAAAACUGCGAUAAACCACACAUGGAGUAUCACUCGGAAUGUAGCAGCACUCGUAACGCUGUUUGCAGAUGUGAAGCUGGCUACAGAUGCCAAGACGAUCCCUGCAAACAGUGUGUGCCGAUACCAUCCACCACUACCACCAAACCCACACUCCCUCCAUCCACUACAGGAGCCAUCCCCACUCUCCGGACAACUUCUCAACCAAUCAAAGAGACGGCGUGGUUCGUAGUAAUAAUCGCCCUCCUGUGUGCAGGGAUCACGCUUGCUGCUGUUGCAAAAAUCAAGCCCUUUAUGCUGUGGAUCAAAUCCAAACACGGCUACAUGUUGGCUAAAGAUCCCCAACCAGCAUCACCAUGCUCCGAGGAUGAGCAAGUAUCAACCCCCAUUCAGGAAGUUCUUGGGAAAUGUGAAGUAUGAGUUGAAGAGCCUGAACUUGAUGAGCACAUUAUUAUUAUAUGGGCAACGUGGCGACGGGGUAGAAAGGGUGCGCCGGGAACCACAAGGUUGGUGGUGUGAGUCCCUGAGCAAGACACCUAACUGCUAAUGUAAUGCAAGUUGCUUUGGAUAAAAGCGUCAGCUACAUGAUGUAAUGAGCAGGGAUUUGACAUUUAGUGCAAAACAUUUCUGUUGCUUUUGGACACUGAUGACAAAUGGGGGCAAACAGACACUGCAGUGAUUGUACAUACGCUUUAGGUUGUGCAGUAUGUUGUCCAAAGGCAGGUAUGUACUAUUGUACAUGACAGAUAUUUCACAUCUUCGUUUAGGUGUUUUUGUGUAUAUACACUUUUCAGAUAAUACAUCAAAUGUAAAUGUUUUUAACAUGAAUUUCUACUUUCUUUAUUGUGGAUAUAAUAGUUGUAAAGUGCCUCAUAUAUACAGAACAUUAAACAUUCAACUCUAAUACUUGAAAGCAAGAAAUUUAUUAAAGAGUAUUUAUCUGAUGUCCUAUUAACUUACAAGGCAGAUCACCCUCCAGCUUUUCUUCCCACAGUUCAUGUUUUUUGUUGGUACUGACUGCAUGUUUUCUUGGAACCUGGAGAUAAAAAUGUCUCUGCAGAGCACUGAGAUUUCUUCACAUUUUGCAAAAGGCGUGAUGGAUCGGCUCCACACUCAUACGUGGUUUCACAUCCUUUAAGACAACGUGUCUGUGAUGAGCCUGGACGUAACCACCAACUGCAAUCUUCUAGGGUUUUCAGGAUGAAUCAUAGCUCUUCCUCUUUGGACAUGUGGCAGUCCUUCCCCUGCUCCUGGGAGGGAAAGAACACGCUCUCAGUCUCUCCCCUCCACUCCUCUUUAGAGAGAUGGGGACUCGGAGAAGAAGUGGGAUGGAACACAGGACAGUAUCUCUCUUCUUCUUCUUCUUCUUCUUCUUCCUCACUAUUCACUCUUUCGGAUUUCUUCACGCAUUCAGUGGUCGGUCCAGCUUGGCCUGUAAACUGACUCAGCAAGCUAAAGAUGACUGUCCCUGGAUUGUGGACAUGGACCGGACCUACGGAGAUUAGAACAAACAAAGAAUGCACUUAAAGGGAUGUUUUAAUUGACCCAUGGAGGUACAUUGAAAUAUAGUUCACACAGUCAAACAACUAAAAACAACUCUGAAUAAUUACAGUAACCCAGCUGCAUCUUUUACAUGUUUACGUUUUAUUUUCAUCAUGACUCCACAGAGUGAGUCAAGCAUUUCACAUGAAAGUCUUUGUUUCAGUCUUCAGUACCCAGAUUGGCUGUGGAAAGGAAGGAUGGCUGCUGCUUUGCACUGAAUGAGUCUCUGGGGAUGUGAUGAGUCGAGUCGUUUGACUUGUGAGAAGCAUCUGCUCCUCCCUAAAGAACAUGUCCGUUAGUUUGGUGCAAAAAAAAAAUAUAUAUAUAUAUAUAUGAUAGAUAGUAGCCUGGAAAUGAGCUACUUACCAGAUUGCAUAAUUUUAUAACAGCUGGAAAACAAUAGAUACAUAGAUGAAAAAUAGAAAGUCAAUUUUUUAGACAUAUCCACCAAAGAUGCAUCAACAUUCAUUUGUUUUAUAAAGAAAAUAACAAUCCAUAGAGCUAAUGAUACAUUCCUGGAAGCAUUUCAGUCAAUUGUAACGGGAUCAUAACGUUCAAGGAUGUAAACUCGCUUGACAACAUUACCUCGCUUGAAACAUGUUUCACCUCUGGUGCUACAAACGAACAAAAGCAUCCCAAGCGACGCGCAUCCCACGGCAACCAAUGGACACAAGAUGGCCACCAGGUCAUCGUUUGUCUUGUCUAAGGAAGAGAAACAAGACUUUCUUUGAGUCACUGCUAAAUACAAAUUUGCUCACAACGGAAAUGUCGGCAUGCUGAUGUGAAGAAGGUCAUAUAAACCGGUUAGCCAAAACAGCGUGUUGUCAUCAGCGUAUUAUUGCUAAUCAUUAAGUACAGCUUUGGCUGAAGUUAUUAGUUUUGCAGGUGGUUGUUUCUAAACUAUAUGGAGGUAGACUAUUAUGGAGUUAGAUAUUGUCCACAGUGAUAAGCCAAAUCCAGGGAUAUUAUUUUCCAGAUUUAAUGGAAAAUAAUACAAUAUUUUCAGAGAAAUUUCACUUCCUUCACAACCUUCUUGUUGUGUCGGAGGAAACGUAGCUGUCGGUAGAGUAAGUAAGAUUCUCCAUGAGUGAGUACCAUGGAUAUAUGUACCUGAUUCCAUAAUAAUCCAACCUUGUAUUUAGUGAAAAGUAAUCAUCAAAGUCAGUCCAUUACAAUCCAUAAAGCAUUUCAGUCUAUCACUGGAAAUGUAACGUAUUGUGCACUCUCCAUAUACCCGUCUCACCUUCACCGCCUCUGUGAUGUGUAUCAUUUCCUGCCGGUGUGACUAACGGAGGGCCGCGUCUGUGUCAGAUAAGGGUGAGGUGUUGAAUAUGUCAGCUAUCUCAAACAUGGGACCCAAUGAACAGAGACAGACUGCAAAGCCACUGACUGUCUGUACCGAAUGCUAAAAUAAUCUGUAUGAAUGCAUUGUGACAUGAAAGCCCUGUCAUCUAGAGUUCUUGGUUGCGUGGUAUUAAUUAUGUACUUUAUCUAAGAAAUCCAUAACAUACUUGGGAGAUUGGCUGGGUUUGUGGGAAGUGCUGUUGUUUCCUGAGGAAGCUGAGGGAGGUGUGUGUUUAUCUUUGCCUGGAACAACAGCAGCUACUUCUGGUGAAAAAGGAAAAAAACAGACAAAUAUCUCACUGGUUAAUCUUGACAAUGGAAUUUAUUGCAACAAACUGUAGAUAUAUAUGACAAAUGCUGCAGGUGUUUGAGUCACUCGUGGUUGUGUGCAGCUGCUUUUGAGGUACUAGAACGUGAGAAUUUGUACCGAGUAUAAACUAAACUUAAAUUACUAGCAUACGUUUUCACAUUUUAAAACAUGACAACCAUAAUUACUUUGCAUAUUAACAUUUUACAUUCUCAUUCUUCUUGAAAUAAAAUAAAGAAAACAUCCCUGUUGUGGAAGAGUAAAAACCUCUUAUAUUUAAUGUAUAUAUUUCCUUAUUUGUAAUUUAGCAAUGUUUCAUUAUUUCUUACCAGCAACAUUGAAGAGGUUUGUGGCCAAUUCAUAAUACAGUGGUGCCAAAGGCUGCAUACAAGUAGUAAUGCUGUUAUUCUAAAUAAAAGGUUGUAUUAUUUGUCCGUGUUAACACCCCUUGUUAGGUGACCGAAUUUAAACUCCUCCAUUUCUUAGUAUUUACCAGUUGUCAUAGUGUCCUGAAUCUCACAGUAUCUGCAGUUUUCCGAGUAUGGGACCAUAUCUGUGCAGCGGAAACCAUCUUCACAGACGCACUUCACAUCCGUCUUCCUGGUGCAGUUCUGAACCACCUUCAUAUGACCAUCUGAAAUGGUGGAAAACAGAGAUUAUUUUACAGAUUUGUAUCACAGGGGAGUAAGAACAGAAAAACAAAAAGCAUAUUUCCUUUCUGUUUUUUUGUAGGAACGUAACGUUCACAUUGGCAUCAUCAUCUUCAGUGAUGGAUCACGCCGUAAUGUUGGGAAGCGAGGACCAAUGGUUUCUUUACCUGGUUUACAGUCCAAGUAGCAAGGAUGGCAGUUGUAUUCAUGGUUCGGACCAGAUGUGUAGUAUCCAGCAGGACAGGACUGACACUCUGUACAAGACUUCUGAUAACUACCUGCCAGAACAAGAAGAAACAAAUGAGGACAACCAGAGGAGCAGAGAAAGGCUGCUCGCCCAGAGCGCAUAUCAAUGGAGGAUGUGGUCGUACAGCACCAACUGUCUGCGCUGCAGGCAUCACUUUUCAUCAAGAUAAACAGAAACAGGAGGGAAAGAUAGACACCAUAUGCCUCAGGGUUUUAGAGUGAUUUUUAGACAAUAAAAUAAAUGAGAAACAGACCAAAGACAGAAGUAGAAGAUGCUAUUGCACCUGAUAUCAUCUUACCUGAAGGGCACAUUUUGCAGCUUGGGCCAGGGAAAUGCUGGGCCCCAUCCGUCUGUUAACGCAUUAACACAAUCAGACACAAACCUCGAUACUUGUUUAUAUAUUUGUCACCCAUGUAUUAUACUAUAAUCAAACAAGACUAUUUUUUUGUAAAAUGUUAUUAUUUUGUACUGUGGUUGAAGGACAUCACUACCAGCGGAACUGAGAGCACCAUCUUUGCAGAUAACACGACGAUCACGAAGCUUUGCAUGGGGCCCAUUCUAUGGAGACCAAUGCAGAGAACAUUAAAA
Molecule: messenger RNA, 5732 nt
Organism: Gasterosteus aculeatus aculeatus (three-spined stickleback)
Lineage: Eukaryota; Metazoa; Chordata; Actinopteri; Perciformes; Gasterosteidae
Product: tumor necrosis factor receptor superfamily member 5
Biological process (GO): negative regulation of apoptotic process; motor neuron apoptotic process; extrinsic apoptotic signaling pathway in absence of ligand
Cellular component (GO): external side of plasma membrane; membrane raft; CD95 death-inducing signaling complex
Molecular function (GO): tumor necrosis factor receptor activity; protein binding
Source: RefSeq, a predicted model, not a curated record